CUGGCUGGAAGCGGUGUGUGUUUCGGUGUCGCCCGUCGUUUGUGCCCUUUGACGCUGUUAAUAUUACAGAAGAAACAGUAUUUUGAUAUAUGACAUUUUAAACCCCGGUGCUAAAACCGUAACGGCUGGAUGAGUGGGCCAACCUUUACCCCUCCCACUGCAGAUGUGGCUGAGAUGAACCGCAUCCAUUAUGAAUUGGAGUACACAGAGGGGAUCAGCCAGCGCAUGCGAAUCCCUGAGACCCUCAAGGUGGCCCCAGAGAACCAAACAGGGUCCCUGCCGCUUCAGCAGCCCCUGCUCACUCACACGACCCUGAUGCAGGUUCCGGAGAGGAUUGUUGUUGCAGGUGAUGAUGGGGACCCUCAGUUUGCUCAUCCGAGAGACUUGGACCUUAUUCAGUCCAUCCCUCCUGUGGACCUCCUGAGCAUGAAGGCCCCACCACGAGUCCUCACCCUUACAGAACAGCCUCUGGACUCCCUUGAGACUGACCAAACUGCCUCUACACAGAGCAAUCUCAACCAGGCGGCCCACCUUCAUUCUCGGUCUCGAAGGGAACGCAGUGCGAGCGAGAACAUAUCUGGCCGCCACAGCAGUCAGAUCAGCAGAGGGGAUAUAAGUGUAACCCCUUCCCCUUCUGCCCCCCCAGUCCGCUUGUGUCCCCCCCUCUGUUCUCCUGAGGAUGCGAGCAUCAACCUCUUCACGGCUGCGGGGUUUUUGUCUUACAUCCAGUCAACAACACGCCGAGCGUAUCAGCAGAUCCUUGAGGUCCUGGAUGACAGCCACCGCAGGACACACCUGGACUUGGCCCUGGAAAUGAACCCUGAUGAGUCUGGCUUGGUGGACGCCUCCUCACUACGACGACAGAUUGUGAAGCUGAAUCGGCGUCUGCAGCUGCUGGAGGAAGAAAACAAAGAGCGCUCCAAGCGAGAGGUGAUCCUGUAUUCUGCUACUGUGGCGUUCUGGCUUAUUAACACCUGGAUCUGGUUCCGUCGCUGAGGUGGGACAAAACUGAGCCUCCCAAAACACUGGAAGCUGGAAGUAAUUCCUAGUUGAGGGUGCAACCAUUAAAAUAUGGGUCGCUUCUAACAUCUGAAGGUAAACACAGAAAACUAUAACAACACUGGCAAUGUGUUUUUUUUUUUUGUUUUUUUGUUUUUUUUUUAGCUAAUUCUAUAUUGGGAUUUGACUUACAAAUUUCAAGCUUAACACUGUCACAGUAAGAUUGGAGCCAGCGUACAUUAUAAUGUUUAGUAUAUCUGCUCAGUGUUGCAAUAUUGCACAAUGCAAACUAUCACUACAAGCCUAGCCACAAAGUGAUUUUUGGUGAGGUGUUGCCACAGCAUUAAAACUAGGGGUAAAGCUAAAGGUAGCAGGCUUCACUUCACAUUAAAGUUUCUUCUGUGUAUCUCAUUUCUGUAUAAAAUGACUAGCAAGAUGAAACACAGUGACACUGCAGCUGGUUGUUCCUAAAAUGUCAGCAUCUGCUUAGAUGUAGUAAGCAGAGCUUUGCUAUGUUGUAGCCACAACAAAUACUAAAUAGCUUAUUAGGCUAAAAUGAGGACAUAGGUUGAGAGAAAAUUAUAAAGAAUCAAUUGACUGCUCUGUUGCUCACUUGGAUUUAGGAGAAACUAAAUGUCAAACAGUCCAUAUGGAGACUAUUGUAAAGUGGCAAAGGAGUGCCUGGAAUGAAUUUGCAAAAACUGUAAACCCUUACUGAUUUGGAUAACUGCGUUAUGGAUAUUUUGUACAAAGAGCUAGGAAAAUGUUACUGAUUGCACCUUAAAGCUUGACAAAUCCUAGCACAGCAACAACAGAUGUUAUAGUGAUGCUUACCAUCAUUCAUCUUCCUGAGAGUAAACAUAGUUUGUAACUGAGACUCUUUAGCCUCAGGAGAAGAGUGAUUGGUGAGAAAACAAGGAUUUACUUAAGCAACAAAUGUUUUGGGAACACAGUCCACAGCUGGAACUAUAGUUACAGGACCAAACCUCAGACCUGACCUGUCUUUGCUGUUUGAAGUUCAACAGUUUGGUCAAAAAUUACCAUUCAUAAAGUGUCAAAGUAAGAUGACUAAAUCUAGCGAUGCCAUAACACUUACCCUGAAUGUCCUUUGAGUUCUUCAUUACCCCAAAACAUUUGCAUACAGCACUUGAAUAAGCUAUUGUUGAAAUGUUGUAGUUGAGUCCUUAAUACUUUUUUUUUUUUUUUUACCUCUUUGGCAGUAACAUGCCCAAUGACUGUGAUAUAAGCUUGAGGAAGAGGCAAUGAUCCUAAAGGUAGGGUGCUGAGGGUGCUAUCUGUGAAUUAAUAAUGUAUUCCCAUGCUGUUUAUACAGUUUGAGCUUGUUUUUCCAGAGAGUUUGACCAUUCAUGUUUUCCAUUAAGACUUAGGAAAAAAAGAGCAUGGACUAUGUGGUUUUAUCCACCAUACAGUGUGA
Molecule: messenger RNA, 2434 nt
Organism: Toxotes jaculatrix (banded archerfish)
Lineage: Eukaryota; Metazoa; Chordata; Actinopteri; Toxotidae
Product: mitochondrial fission factor homolog A-like
Exons: 7
Coding region: 130-996 (288 amino acids)
Biological process (GO): positive regulation of mitochondrial fission
Cellular component (GO): peroxisome; mitochondrial outer membrane
Source: RefSeq, a predicted model, not a curated record